Molecule: messenger RNA, 1434 nt
Organism: Postia placenta MAD-698-R-SB12
Lineage: Eukaryota; Fungi; Basidiomycota; Agaricomycetes; Polyporales; Adustoporiaceae
Product: glycoside hydrolase family 16 protein
Exons: 8
Coding region: 177-1298 (373 amino acids)
Biological process (GO): glucan catabolic process
Molecular function (GO): hydrolase activity, hydrolyzing O-glycosyl compounds
Source: RefSeq, a predicted model, not a curated record
GAGUCCCACGCCUGGUCUCUUUUUCUGCUUCCCACAGUGCCCCUUUGGAACCGACAUCUUCCCAGUUCAGGAACGGUCUCAUUGCACUGCUACCUUUCCAUUCCACUUCAGACUGGCGCACCCCGAGCUAGCUCGCAGUUUUUGGCCACCGUACAAACACCUUAAUUCACUCCACCAUGAAGGCUGCUCUCCUCGCAGCAGCGCUCUUUUCCCCGUCCGUCCUCGCAUCUUACAGCCUGGUCAAAACGUACUCUGGUUCUAGCUUCUUCGACGGAUGGACAUUCUACGGGAAUUACGACAACACCACCGAUGGUGAUGUCACAUACGUAAACCAGUCGCUGGCCACGUCCGACAAGCUUGCGUACGUAGACAGCUCGGGCCAGGCCAUAGUCAAGGUCGAUAACUCGAGCUUUGUCGUCUAUAACGAUAAGCGCAACUCGGUCCGGAUCACGACCCAGGACUAUUUCCCGCUCGGGAGCGUCAUCCUCUUCGACGCUACACACCUGCCUUACGGGUGCUCCGUCUGGCCUGGCUUCUGGACAAAGGCGGCGCAAUGGCCCGAAGGCGGCGAAAUCGACAUCGUCGAGGGCGUCAACGGGAUGACGUCCAACCAGAUGGCGCUCCAUUCGACGGGCGGCUGCAGUGCGACCUCGAGCGCGAACGCGUCGGGCACCAUCGGGCCCACCAACUGCUCCGCGGCUGCUGGCUGCACAUAUACUGAGACGAAGGCGGACAGCUACGGCGCAGGCUUCGCGUCGGCCGGCGGCGGGCUGUGGGCGACCCUGUUCGACUCGACGGGCAUCUCCAUCUGGUUCUGGGGGCGCGCGGACAUCCCGUCGUCGAUCUCCUCCGCCGGGAGCUCGCUGAGCGUCGCGGACUGGGGCACCCCGUCCGCGAACUACCCGGCGUCGUCGUGCGACAUUGCGGAGUUCUUCCAGCCGCAGCAGAUCGUCAUCGACAUCACGCUGUGCGGGGACUGGGCCGGCCUGACGUCCAUCUACCCCGAGACCUGCCCCAUCGUCGGCGCGUCGACCGCGAACGCCUCGUCCUGCUACCUCCAAAACGUGAUCAACAGCGGGAACCAGACGGCGCUGUCGGAGGCGUACUUCGCGAUGAACUCGAUCAAGGUGUACAACGCGAACGGGACGGUGGUGAGCGCGUCGGGCGCGUCGUCGAGCGUGUCGCCGACGAGCACGGCUGCGCAGGGCUCCAAGACGACGUCGGGCGCGGGCAGCCGCGGGGCGCUGAGCGUGUUCGCGGCGGGCAUCGGCGCGCUGGCCGCGUGGACGCUGCUGUAAGAGAAUGGGUCCUGUACUCGCGACAAAGCAUGGCUUGGACCAUGAACCUGGACUCUAGGUGUAUGAUUGGCAUUACCUAUUAGCUUGCGGUGCUGCUGCGAAUCCUACAAUAUAUUCCACUGUCGAACGCCGGCUA